Messenger RNA from Ooceraea biroi (clonal raider ant), 1150 nucleotides. It is a transcript of the gene Mp20, whose product is annotated as muscle-specific protein 20 transgelin. Gene Ontology annotation, molecular function: actin filament binding. The record is from RefSeq and is a predicted model, not a curated record. NCBI's taxonomy places the organism in Eukaryota, Metazoa, Arthropoda, Insecta, Hymenoptera, Formicidae. Gene Ontology annotation, biological process: actin filament organization. Gene Ontology annotation, cellular component: actin cytoskeleton.
GACAGAUUUCGCCCCCGACUUGGCUGCGGUGGUUGCGUGGUCCUCACGAACGUAUAAAAAGCCGCGACUAGGAACCGAGGCACUUCAGUCUUUUCAAAAAUAUCGUAAGGAUGGCUCUAGAACGUCAAGUGCGCGCUAAGAUUGCGGCAAAACGCAAUCCGGAGCAAGAGAAGGAGGCGCAGGAAUGGAUCGAGUCGAUCCUCGGCAAGAAGUUCCCUGCCGGUGAAUCGUUCGACGAUGUGCUCAAGGAUGGUCAGGUUUUGUGCCAUCUGAUGAACAAACUGUCUCCCGGAUCGGUACCAAAGGUCAACAGCAGCGGUGGACAGUUCAAGAUGAUGGAGAAUAUUAAUAUGUUCCAAAAGGCUCUAAAGGAUUACGGGGUGGAUGAUGUCGACGUUUUCCAAACGGUGGACUUGUGGGAGAAGAAAGACAUGGCGCAAGUAGUCACCACCUUGUUCGCGCUCGGUAGAACGACGUACAAGCAUGCCGAAUGGAAGGGCCCUUACCUAGGACCGAAACCAUCAGAGGAAUGCAAACGUGACUUCACGGAGGAACAAUUACGAGCCGGCGAAUCGGUGAUCGGUCUUCAGGCGGGUUCGAACAAGGGCGCGACUCAGGCCGGACAGAGUAUCGGUGCCACUCGCAAAAUCCUCCUUGGAAAGUAAAAUGAUCGAUGGACUAAAACAUAUCAGCGCAGCCGCCUCCCCUCACCCUCGUUUCCAUUCUUUAGAGCUAAAAUCCACGUACUUUUGUAUGUAUAUAAAUAUGCGUAUAUGUAUUUUACUUUACUUUACUUUACUUUUGUAAUUAAACGAUAAAUAGCUGCUAUUUAUUGAUAACGCCUUCUUAAUCUUAUUUCAUAAAGAUAGCCGCCGGUGGCACAUGUGGCAUCACAAUAAACUCUUUAAUCUGUUUAUAUUUAAUCAAGAAACUCGUCACUGUGUUAUAAUAAUCAUGCUUACAGUGAUAAAUCGAUUUUUAUAAUUAUGCGAGAUACCAUCGUUAUUUGAUCAACGCUCUUAUCUCUCCACGUCUUGAGAUUUCGCUCUCGAAAAAUGUACUGCGCCGAUGAUAGAUGCGCGCUCCGAAGCAACAAAAUAAUUGUUAACUAAAAGACUCGAAGAAUAAAGUAAGUUCUAUCCAUCCGUAA